CCGUCGCGAACGCCUGUUGCGCGACGUCCGCCGGACUACGACCCUACGCCGAAGCCACGUGCGAGCGACGCGGCGCUGCCGGUGGUCCAGCAGGAUCUGUUGGACCUGCCGUGUGCUCUGCCACCUGACAUGACGAUCGCCAUGGUCGGACGCUUUGUCGUGGCCAGCAGCAAGCUCUGCAAGGAGGAGGGCAAGGAUCUGUUCAAGCUGCAGCUCGACUGGGACGAUGCGCCGGGGAACUUCUGGCUCGCAGGUGCAACUCAAGGCGAGCCGGGAUGGGCGCCCGCAUCGUCGUCUGGUGCCUUGACGAGGCUUGCACCGCUCAGAGGUCCUCCUGUGUUCAUCGACCCGCCGACAGUGCAGUCACAGGGCGCCUUUGGCAGCCCGGUGCCCAUGCUCUGCUCUGCAGUCCGCUGCCUGCGAUGCGGCGAGAUCAUCGUGCGCAGACACUGGAAGGGUUGGCGGUGCGAGCGAUGCAAUAUCGACCACAAGGCGCUGCCGCUCCUCGUGGCGCGCGACGUUGACUUUGGCCGCAUGCGCAUCGACUACUCCGGCCCGCGAAUGGACAACGGCAGAGCGAUGUGGCAGUCGGGUGUGGGCGUACAGCGGACACUGCAGGUCUGGUCAGACCACGUCAAGAUCCCGCGCUACGACAUCGCACUCGCGGCGCAAGAUGGCGAUGCCAGCAAGCCAAAUACGCGCGUCUGGCACCUGUUGUCCAGCGGCGACGUCAAGGAGAAGGCCAGUAGCCUGUUGCGCAAGCUGCUCAAGGAGCGCGUGCCGUACCGCCGUCAUCUGUUCGACGGUGUCCUGUCGCCGUUCUUCACGGCGGCCUUCCACGGCUCCGCGAGCACUCGGACGGAGAACUUCCUGCGCGUCCCCUACACGCCGCUCGACGAGGUGCGCGGCAUCUUCCUCGACACGGUCUUCGCCGUCGACGAGCUGGCAGGCCGAGCCCUGUGCCCCGAGGAGGAGCGGCGUCUGCCGCACAAUGAGGCUGCGUUCCUGGUGAUCUCGGGCAUGAGCCAGGACGUGCCGUUACACAGCUGCGUCGGCAGCAUCGCGCAGUCAGUCGAGCUUCGGCAGCGAUCUCGGCCUGAUCCUCUCGCGCCGAGCGUCCGCGAUGCCCGGGCAGCCGGCACAUCCCGUCAUCAGCCUCGUCGUCGCGCACGGCGACGUGGUGUGCUUCGAAGAUGCGCAGCGGCUGGCAGCGGCGGGCUACGUGUUGACGCUCAAGAGCAAGGCGCUGGGCGUGACUGUCAUCUGUGGUCGCACAGAGCCUUAGAGCUGCGUGCGGAAUGCUCAUCUAUUCUAUCGCGCUCAUCUGGAAAGUGAAGGGAUGUGAGGAGGAGCGCAUUUCGCGCCGGCCCGCCGCACGGCGAGAUUGCCGGACGGCGCUCUCGCUGCAGCGCGCAAAAGAAAGGCGCAGGCGGCAUACUCACGUCUGGCGCCCACACCUGUCAAGGGGCAGUCGAGUGCCGUCCUCGCAGGCCGGGUCACCAUCGCUCCUCAGCCUGCGCACAGCGAUGCAUCCGCUGUCCGUCAGCGUCGUGCGCAG
This is a messenger RNA of Tilletiopsis washingtonensis, 1558 nucleotides long. RefSeq lists its product as hypothetical. The coding region runs from base 130 to 1335 and encodes 401 amino acids. The transcript has 4 exons. NCBI's taxonomy places the organism in Eukaryota, Fungi, Basidiomycota, Exobasidiomycetes, Entylomatales. The record is from RefSeq and is a predicted model, not a curated record.